UUAGCUUCUCUUGAAUGUUCUCUGUAUCUCACCUAUAAAUUUAACUCUUUGUUUCUUUCGUUGUUACUUCACUCGUGGGAAUACACUAGGUAUGUUGUUGUUUCUUUCGCUAUGUUGUAAUUUCCUUGUGUCAUAGUAACGCCCAGCUACUCCAAAUGGGUAUCCUUGAAUACUCACUUACUCUUGUCAUUAUAUAUAUAGUACUGAUCUUGUAUUUAACUUAUUCUAUACUAUUAAUCUAUCUUAGAGGUAUUACAUGGUCCAAAAAACCAGUCACACCAACAAAUUGGCCUCUCAUAGGAAUGUUACCAGGGCUUCUUCGGAAUACUCAUCGUCUCCAUGAAUUUGUUACAGAGAUCCUUAUCGAAAGUGAAGGAAUUUUUGAGUUCAAAGGGCCUGUUUUCUCCAACUUAAACAUGUUGUUCAGCAGCGAUCCGGUUAACCUCCACCAUAUGCUAAGUAAAAACUUCAACAACUAUCCUAAAGGUUCCGAAUAUAAGAAAAUGUUUGACAUUAUGGGAGAUGGAAUUUUCAAUGUGGAUAACGAAUUAUGGGAAGUUCAGAGGAAGAUCACUAUUUCCAUAAUGAGCCAUCCCAAGUUCCUUAGUUGCCUAGAGAGGAAUGUGUGGGACAAGGUUGUAAAAGGACUGCAACCAGUUCUUGACAAUUUCGCUAAACAAGGAUCCUGUUUUGAUUUGCAAGAUAUUUUUCAGAGAUUCACUUUUGACACUAUCAGCAAAUUGUUACUUGACCAUGAUCCAGGUAGCUUGUCCAUUGAUUUACCUACUGAUUCUCUAUUUAAAAAUGCAUUCCAGGACGCCGGGGAUGCCAUUCUGUACAGACAUAUAAUGCCUGAAAGCUGUUGGAAAUUGCAAAAAUGGCUCCGCGUUGGUAAAGAGAAAAAGCUAAGUCAAGCUUGGAAGGCUUUUGAUCAGCUCAUAUAUUCUUGUAUUUCAAGAAAGCAAGAAGAGAUGCUAAGAAGAUCAGGUUUUAUCGAAGAAGAAGAUGAGGAUUUCGACUUCCUGACUGCCUGUAUGAAAGCAUACAACAGUCUUUUUAUGAAGAAUAUUGUUGAUACAGAUUUGGAAAAUAAUAAUGCAAAACAAUUUCUCAGGGAUACUUGCAUGAAUUUGAUGUUUGCUGGGAAAGACACCACAAGUUCAGCUCUCACUUGGUUUUUCUGGCUCCUUGCUAAAAAUCCCUCGGUACAAACAACAAUCAGGGAUGAGAUUCAAGAAAUAUUGCAGCUCAAAGAAGAUGAAAAUCUUAGGUUUUUCAACGUACAAGAAUCGCGUGAACUGGUUUAUCUACAUGGUGCAUUGUGUGAAUCUCUUAGGUUGUUCCCACCAAUUCCUUUGGAGCACAAAAUUGCAACUGAAACUGACAUCCUUCCUAGUGGUCAUCAUCUGUGUCCUGGCAAAAGAGUGAUACUAUCAUUUUAUACAAUGGGAAGGAUGGAAACACUAUGGGGAAAUGAUUGCUUGGAUUUCAAGCCUGAGAGGUGGAUUUCUGGUGGCCGAGGAAAGAUCAAACACGAGCCAUCGUUCAAAUUUCCAGUGUUUAAUGCUGGUCCAAGGACUUGUUUAGGAAAGGACAUCUCAUUUUUUCAGAUGAAAAUGGUUGCAGCUACCAUUAUAUUCAACUACCAAGUCCAACUAGUGGAAGGUCAACAUCUCGAUUUUCCAAGUGCUUCUAUUCUCCUUCAACUUAAAAUGAAACAUGGUUUGAAGGUCAGGCUCAUUCAAAGAAGCAGCCUGUGAUUAAUCAAUAUCUCCCUAUGGUGUAGUGUGUGUGUAUAUAUCCUACUCAGGUACUAUUGUAUUGUAUUGUAUGUACUGUAUUGUACUAUAUUGUA
Nicotiana tabacum (common tobacco) is the source of this 1855-nucleotide messenger RNA. Its product is annotated as alkane hydroxylase MAH1-like. Gene Ontology annotation, molecular function: heme binding; monooxygenase activity; oxidoreductase activity, acting on paired donors, with incorporation or reduction of molecular oxygen. The record is from RefSeq and is a predicted model, not a curated record. NCBI's taxonomy places the organism in Eukaryota, Viridiplantae, Streptophyta, Magnoliopsida, Solanales, Solanaceae.